GCCCGGGGAGCCAUGUGCUCUGCUCUGUCUGGGCCGUGGGGGAGGCUGCGCGCUUUGUGUGAACUGCUGGGAAUGCGAGCUCCAGUGCGCGGCCCGGGGGAGCGCCAGCCGAGCUGGGGCAGUUGUCAGAAAGUUCCUGCGGGAGUGGCUGCAGGUGGCGUCGUGGGAGUGUGUAGGAGGGUGCAUGGGCGUAGUGUUGAAGAGCGCUGCCACGGAACUAGUGGCUGGUGUGAUGACGUCCAGCCCUUCCCCUUUGGGGGAGAUCGUGGGUGGGCAGGUCAGUUGGAGUUCGUGGGUGGGCUGAUGCAGGAGUUGGCCUGGUUGUGUGUAUCACUGCUAUUGAUGGGCGUGGGGUUGUAAGGCGAUUCUGUCUGUGGCCCUGAAAAUCAUGGGGUUUGCAGGGCUUGUGGAGUGGUUCGGGCCAGCUAUCUGUGCACUGUUAAAAUUGCUUGGUGUGUUGGCAUGCGAGCAUGGGGUAUAUGUGUGGGAAACCUGCCCGAGUGCUGUCUGGUCUGGGGUGCAGGACACCGAGGUGGAAAGAUUUUUGCACACUAAGGGUCCACCCCAGAGCCCACCCCAGGAACCCUGCAGACUGGCUUCUGGCUGGCGGCCAGGGUGGAAUUUGUGCAGAUAACCUUGAGUAAACUUUUCACAGCCUGCCAGCCUGCAUCGCUCAGCCCAGAUCCCAGCUGCUUUGGUUGAUCCAAAUGUCUGACCUCCGAAUUCAGCCUGCUGGUGGUGGUGCUCUCUGAGGAGUGGCACCUCUAAGUAGUGCCUGUCUCGCCUCCAGGUGGCCUGGCUGAGGGUAGACCCUUCCCUCGAAAGCCUGGCCUAGCCGGCACAGAGAUCUGGGCCCAGGCCCAAGUCCAGGAAACAAAACCUGGGAGAUGCCAGAGUCUGUUGGCUUGGCCUGCUGGGGAGCUGUUAAAAGGCUGAGAAGGGAGGAGCCUGAAUUCUGGCAUCUGGUUGGCCUAGAAUUUUUGUUUUUAAAAUGUAAAUUUCUUUGCCUGUGUGAACAAGAACUUUAGGAGAGGAGCACUGAGUUGGCAUAUCUAGGGGGGAAAAGUUCCUUCACUUGACAAGUGAAGGAGGGUGGGCUUCACGCCCAGAGAAAGGAGGACUUACCCAGGGUCACACAAACAAGUGGAGGGUAGGCAGGGACCAGAGCCCAGCCUUGCUCACUCUUCUGAAUUUUGAGAGGUUAAGUCUGGGAUCACGCUGUCAAAGAGAAGGUCUAAGAAACUUACUGGCAACUUAGUGAGGAAUGACUCACUGUUCUUUCCUGCAGGGUACACGGUGCUCAGCAAAUAUUACAUGGGUUGCAGCAGGCCAUGGUGAUUAGAGUUUCCAGACUCCUCUGGGGCCUCAGACACCUGGGAGGCAGGAUAAUGUAGAGUCCAAAAGGCUCACUGGAGGUCCAGCCUCACCCGUAGGCACCAUGUCUGACAGCGAUCUAGGUGAGGAUGAAGGUCUUCUGUCCCUGGCGGGCAAGAGGAAGCGCAGGGGGAACCUGCCCAAGGAGUCAGUGAAGAUCCUCCGGGACUGGCUGUACUUGCACCGCUACAAUGCCUACCCCUCGGAGCAGGAGAAACUGAGCCUUUCUGGACAGACCAACCUCUCUGUGCUGCAGAUAUGUAACUGGUUCAUCAACGCCCGGCGGCGGCUCCUCCCCGACAUGCUGCGGAAGGAUGGCAAAGACCCUAAUCAGUUCACCAUUUCCCGCCGUGGGGGGAAAGCCUCAGAUGUAGCCCUGCCCCGUGGUAACAGCCCCUCCGUGCUGGCCGUGUCUGUACCAGCCCCCACCAAUGUGCUCUCCUUGUCUGUGUGCUCUGUGCCGCUCCACCCAGGCCAGGGGGAAAAGCCAGCAGCUCCCUUCCCAGAAGGGGAGCUAGAGCCCCCUAAGCCCCUGGUCACCCCCGGUGGUACACUAACCCUACUGACCAGGGCUGAGGCUGGGAGCCCCACAGGUGGACUUUUCAACACACCGCCACCCACACCCCCAGAGCAGGACAAGGAGGACUUCAGCAGCUUCCAGCUGCUGGUGGAGGUGGCGCUGCAGAGGGCUGCUGAGAUGGAGCUUCAGAAGCAGCAGGACCCGGCACCCCCAUUACUGCACACUCCCAUCCCUUUAGUCUCUGAGAACCCCAAGUAGGCAUUUGCCAAUAGGGGUGCUCAAGGCUAGAGCCAGCUAUCCUGGGUUCCCAGUUUGCUUCCUUCCUACAGAGGGUUUUCUAUGGAUCACUGCCAAGCAUCAGGAUCAUCUCCUCUGUCCAGAGGUCUUUUAGCAGGAAGAUGCCCGCCAGCAUCACUGCACUAUAAUGGCGACCUCUCCUAUGCUGACUCUGCCAUUUCUCCAGGCCUCCUCUCAGUGAUGAGACCAAGGGAUUGGAGACCUGGCAUGGUGCUGCUGCUUCUCCAGAGAACCCCAGCCUACUUUCCUGGGCUGGGCUCAGGAAACCUGCCAAGUUCAGACCUCUCUGGGUCCAAGCUGCCGCUGAGCUGUGCCUCUUUCUGUCAAGCCUGGUGUGGACAUUCCAAGUUCAUAAACGUGGACAAAAGAGGAAACCAGCAGACGUAACAGGACCGACUCCAGUUGAAUGUUUAGGUGUUUAAUUUUUUCCUUUUUGCUGUGGUUUGCAUUAAUAGCAGUAGUUAUCCCAGGUGUGGGGCACGAGAGCAUUGCAUGAUAGACUGAUAAAACAGAAUUAUCCACCACUGAAACUGAGGAUUGUUGCAUAAGGAAGGAGUAUUUGUUAUUGUGGGGACCAGCUGAAUUUCUGCAAUAGCACAAAAUUCUAAAUGGUGGUUUGGUGUUGGUUGAACCACCGUCACCCCCUGCCACCUCGGGGGGAAAAGAAAAGGCAGGGGAAAAACACACGGGCACUGGCUUUUUUGCAUUAGGCACUGAAGGGGGAUAAAGCCACAGCCAAGAGAGCCUAAUCUGACAAAACCUAGAUUUUGAGCAGAGAAUGAGAAAAUCAAAAGUGUUUGUUUUUAUUUUUGUUUUUACUGUAUUUUGGGGGGACAUGGGAUGUAAACUAGACUAAGACAGUGGGGGGUUUUUUCUUUCGUUUUAAUGUUUCCCCUUCUUGGUUCUUCAAGGCUUUGUCUACAGCCUAAGUCCUGAAUCAUUUUAGGAACUUGGCUAGAACAUCCAUUCUAGCCUCCCCAAUUUGGAGAGAAGUGAGCCAUCUGCUGGUCAGGAAGCCCUUGUAGCCACUCCAAUAGGCAGCUUUUCCCACAACCAAGGCAGGAAGGUAUUCCUGGAGAAAGCAGGGAGUAGUCCCUACAGCUGGGGCUGAAAAUGGGUUAAAAGCUUUUGAUACUGUAGCUUUUGAGUUCGUUUCACCUUUCCGUAAGUUGGAGUUGCCAGGGGCCUGCCUGAAUUUCCCAGUGAGACACAUCAUAGCUGGUCUUCAUCUCCCCCUUUCCCUUUUUAUUUUGCUGUUUCAUUGCUGAUAGUGUUCAACAGCAGUAUACCCCAUCUUUAUAUAUUCUAAGAAACACUAAUCUUAGAUUUUUAUUAGCCAGCAUAUUUUCGUUCUUAAUAUAAUGUUGUUACUGGGCCAAAAACUAUGCCAGGAGCCCCGAUAUGUAGUUUCUUGAAAUUGCCAGGAUGGGCACAAGGGGAAGGGAUUCCUGGGUGUCGACUGACUUGGGUGGGCCUAGCCAGAAGAAAGGCAGAACACAUCUUCUGUCUUUUUAGAAAGAACCCUGGCAGGUUCCCUUACCUCUCUUAAGUGGCUUGGUCCAUCCCCUUGCUUGUGAGUGUGGGAAUAGAUUUCUUUUUAGGAAGGGAAUUCUGCUCCCUGGGUGGGCAAGAUUCCUGAGCCUUCUGUUCCACCUCCUCCAGCCCCUUCUUCCUGUGCCCGAGGGUGUCAGGGAUCCUCAUAUCGUGAGGCUUAGCUAGUAAAGGAUAAACAUGGCAGCUUCAGAGCUAGUUGCAACUGCAUGCCCAGCCUGUCCAACCUGCGCAAGCCCAGGUCCAUUGUGACUAAUGCAGGGUGCUCUGUAACGGGACUUGGAGGAUACUGGGCUGAAUGGGAUUUUCCCUUCCCACAGAGUGCUGAGCAGGGGAGGUGAUGAGGGGUGAGGGAGCCAUGCUGCUGAAUUGUUUGGCAUUCCCCCCUUACGUAAAAUGGGGUGUUCUGGCAGUGGGGCACUUUCUGCUUGGAGUUGGUUAUACACCUGGAGAAGCAGUUGUCCCAUUCAGUUAUUUGAGCAAACAACUACUGUAAAUAACUUGUUUUGU
Messenger RNA from Fukomys damarensis (Damara mole-rat), 4252 nucleotides. RefSeq names its product TGFB induced factor homeobox 2 (gene Tgif2). Gene Ontology annotation, biological process: regulation of transcription by RNA polymerase II. The coding region runs from base 1439 to 2152 and encodes 237 amino acids. Lineage: Eukaryota; Metazoa; Chordata; Mammalia; Rodentia; Bathyergidae. Gene Ontology annotation, molecular function: RNA polymerase II cis-regulatory region sequence-specific DNA binding; DNA-binding transcription factor activity, RNA polymerase II-specific. The record is from RefSeq and is a predicted model, not a curated record. The transcript has 3 exons.